AUGGAUGAAGAGAGACGGGAGCAAAGGAGACGUCGAAUUUUGAGGAAUUCAGAGGACCGUUUGCGGAAAAUUGUAUCUGGACAGAGAAAAACUGAAGAACAGACAGAAUCUCACGAGGUACACAGAGACAGUGGUUCACCAUCAAGUCCCACUGGUUCAGCUGAUAAUGAUCCCCUCAACCAGACCGAAUCCACAAACCAUAAUAACAGUGCCAACUCAGACAAUAUUAUCCCUGACUUAAACAAUAGCAGAACUCCGGCAGAACCCCUGACAGAGAAGGCUACUGAAACAUCACAGCCUGGUGUCAGGCAGAGGAUAGGUACCAAGUCUUCAGAGCAAUCACAUUCUGCCGACUCUACUGAAUCAAGACUGCUCCAUUCAAAUGCAUAUGUAGAUGAUGGCUCUGAGACCACGUCUGAUGUCCAAGUACUAAAAAGCAAUAAAGAUGCAGCUCAAUUUCUGGGGAUUGCACGUUUUGUUGGGAGUCUACUCCUUGGUGUGGUGCUCAAUUUGAUGCUCCACAGCAUUGGUUUACUGAUGAAGUCAGUCAUCCUCCCUUUCAUACUGGUAGAAGCCACAGUGGUGUGGUAUCAAGUUACUCACAAACUGCACAAGACGGGUGUCCAAGGCAGUCUUCUGACUUCAGCACUGCUACUCAAUGGUAUAAAUAAAGACAUCAUUGACAAUUACAACACAACUAUGGCAAUAGUUACAAACAUUUUGGUGGACUUUGCUGCAAUGAUGUUCAGUUUUGUUUUGAUACAGGCAGUGAGGAGUUGAAAUCUGACAUCUUUAUAAUUUAUGCAAGUCAUUUCUUUUUAACACCAGUCAAACUGGUCAGUCCAGAUAAAUUUGGGCUUAGUGUAUGAAUUUCAUAUUAUAUUAUUAAGAUUUAUCUCACAAAAAGCAAAAAGUAGAUUUAACUGUUUUAAUUUUAACACGAGUUGUUUGCCACUAACUAGCUUUGAAGCUAGAAUAACUUCAACUUCGACAGGAGUAAUGUGCAAUGCUACAAGUCCAUAGCUGGAUUCAAAUUCAAUUACAAAUUUGUUAUUAGGGUUGAAAGCUUUUGCCCUAAACCAGCAAGAAUGUGUUGUGCUGCAUGCAGCAGGCCACUUACCCAUGCAUUACAGAUCACCAAAUUGCAAUUAUUGUCUUUUGUUGGUAGCAAGUUGCAUGGUGUUAUGAUUUAACAUUAGAAUGAAUUUUGUUUAUUUGGUAAAGCUGCGCAUUCACAUGAUAAUUCCGUGAAUUAUGAUGAGUCUGUGAGAGACCUAGAUGUAGCAUGUU
This is a messenger RNA of Lingula anatina, 1290 nucleotides long. RefSeq lists its product as uncharacterized. The record is from RefSeq and is a predicted model, not a curated record. NCBI's taxonomy places the organism in Eukaryota, Metazoa, Brachiopoda, Lingulata, Lingulida, Lingulidae. Gene Ontology annotation, biological process: tail-anchored membrane protein insertion into ER membrane. Gene Ontology annotation, cellular component: GET complex.